CCACAGAUUCCAGCUAGAGCUACCUUGUAUCUAUUGUUUUGCUGGCAUUUUGGAUAUUCGGUCUGGUUCGUUGGAAUCUACUGAGAGCACCAUGGCGGAUGAGCAAGAGAUUAUGUGCAAAUUAGAAAACAUCAAAGAAAUCAGGAAUAAAACCAUCCAGAUGGAAAAGAUUAAGUCCCGUCUGAAGACAGAGUUCGAAGCCCUGGAGUCAGAGGAGAAGCACCUGAAGGAAUACAAGCAAGAGAUGGACUUGUUACUGCAAGAGAAGAUGGCUCAUGUGGAGGAGCUACGACUAAUCCAUGCCGACAUCAAUGUGAUGGAAAACACAAUCAAGCAGUCUGAAAAUGACUUGAACAAGCUGCUGGAAUCAACGAGGCGUCUCCACGAAGAGUACAAGCCUUUGAAAGAGCACGUAGACGCACUGAGGAUGACACUAGGUCUGCAAAGGCUGCCAGACCUGUGUGAGGAGGAAGAGAAGCUCUCACUUGACUACUUCGAGAAACAGAAAGCUGAGUGGCAGACAGAACCACAGGAGCCCCCGAUUCCUGAGUCACUGGCCGCAGCUGCUGCCGCUGCCCAGCAACUGCAGGUUGCCCGGAAACAAGAUGCUCGACAGACUGCUACCUUCCGACAGCAGCCACCACCAAUGAAGGCGUGCCUGUCUUGCCAUCAGCAAAUUCACCGGAAUGCCCCGAUCUGUCCUCUGUGCAAAGCCAAGAGCCGCUCGCGCAAUCCCAAGAAGCCCAAGAGGAAGCAAGAUGAAUGAAGAAAGUUACACAGUUUCAUACAUUUCCUAACCUCAGCAUCCACGUGGUAACCUGAUGAGAAACCUCCCGUUUGUUUGUUUUUCUUUUGUAUUUUUAUAUAUAUUUAAAAGUGGUGUAAGCACAACAUUUGUUUUCAAAUCAAUUUUAGUGAAAAAGCUUUUUAUGGUGCUAACAUUGUGCAUUAAUAAAUACAUUCUGUAGCUUACACAGAGUCUCUAAGUAAACAUUAAUUUGCCUUCAGUAUUAGUGGGAAAAAAUCCAGGCUCAUGUAAAAACUGUUGGGCCUAAUAUAUAUAUAGUAUAUAACAUGUAACAGAAACUUAAAAAUUACAGAUUGCUUCUAUAAAUUACUAAUGUAAUUGGCUGUAUGCCAAAACAUUUUUUGUAAGGAUACCUAAAUGUUAAUUAGUCUGGUAUAUAGCACAUACAGUAAGCAGUGUAAGUGUUUUAUUGAAGUUAAUGUUUAGUGUCAAGGAUGAAGGAUUCAAAAUGUAUCCAAUAGGGAAAUUAAGCCGUGUGUAAAAGAGAUAAUGCCUUCUGUAUGAAAUACUAAAUAUAUUUUCCUGACUUAGAUGCUUGAAUCACUGACAUCUGUCACAUGUCACUGUGAUCCUGGCUUAUAAUGUAUACAGUGCAAAUUCCUCUGUGGAUAUCCUAGGCAACCAAGGUUGCCAUGCUUUGAGUCAAGGACAUUUCAUUUAAUGGUGGUUAACUUCAUUUAUAAUACGUGACCAUGAAGCAGUCCCAUGAAAUACAGUUAAAGUAAAACUUUCCUUCAUUUCCCUGUUUCCUUUGUGUUGUAUAUGACCUUUUAUCUCUGUUAUUUUCCUUUGUUUCAGCUAGACACGUUCAUCUCUUUAAAAGAAAGGGAAGCAUUUUAAAAAUCCAAAGAAAGAAAAUUAAUGUUUAGGGUGCUCAUUUUGAAGUUCCUUUUUACAGCUAUAUAUUCUAGAGCAGGUACAGAUUGCAUUCAUUUUUUUGAAGAUGUUCUAAUAUUUUAGUUUGACCCACAAUCAGCAUUUGCAAACAGUAUUCUUUUUAUAGAAAUUUAUGGAAAUGUCUGACAUUUGUCCCCCCCAUUACAUGGAAUUAGGACGUAAUAGAAAGAUAAGUAUACACAGUAGUACAAGUAGACAAAAUAUGAUAUCAGCUGUUUUCAUUAAACUAGUGACAGAAUAUAAUGCCUUCAUUAUUAAUAUAUUGAAUUCAAACACUUGGUUAUGUUACAUCCUUUUUUAUGUGAUCAAUAUAGCCCAAAUGGAUUCCUUAUUAGUGCUGAGGUUUUAAACUUCCAAAUGUAUUAGUUCAUAUGAAUUUUGCUUGUAUCUCUUUUAUGAGGUUAUUUAGAUGUGCUUUGUGAUUAGACAGGCUUAGUUAUUUUGCCUUACUUCUAUCUUUAAUGAAAAUAGAUUGGUCUGCUACUGGUAAUUUUACAGCUCUAAGAACUUUUCAAUAAAAAAUGUAACUUCUUUUUUAUGAAUACAGGCACAUGACAACUGAUUUUGAAAGUUACAUUUAACAAGAACUUCACACACCAGGACAUAUCAUUAAUGAAGCAUCACUCUAACAAGUGCCAAUUACUUUGGGUGGUUAAGGAUCCAACAACUAAUCGCCAUAUUUAAAUAUACAAAUACUUAUUACAAUACAAGUAUUACAAAGACAUUAUUCUUCUAAUUGUUGUACAAAUCAUAAACCGCAUAAAUAUUAGCUUGGUAUUUGCCAGGUUUCUAAGCUGUUCCUGCACCAUGUUUUUAUUUUAUAUAACUGUACAUAAUGUUUCAAUUUAUAUUCAAAAACUCAUUUUGUAGUGAUUUUUUUCUUUUUUUAAAGAAUGUUACUCUUGUGAAUUGAUUUAAUAUGGUUUGGGCCAAACUUCCUUCAAUAAAUCCUUUUGUGCCAACAACA
Molecule: messenger RNA, 2672 nt
Organism: Lepisosteus oculatus (spotted gar)
Lineage: Eukaryota; Metazoa; Chordata; Actinopteri; Semionotiformes; Lepisosteidae
Gene: zc4h2
Product: zinc finger, C4H2 domain containing
Biological process (GO): positive regulation of neuron differentiation
Cellular component (GO): nucleus
Source: RefSeq, a predicted model, not a curated record